Messenger RNA from Capsicum annuum, 853 nucleotides. RefSeq lists its product as uncharacterized. Lineage: Eukaryota; Viridiplantae; Streptophyta; Magnoliopsida; Solanales; Solanaceae. The record is from RefSeq and is a predicted model, not a curated record. The transcript is spliced from 2 exons. Gene Ontology annotation, biological process: meristem maintenance; meristem development. The annotation marks the transcript as partial.
AUGGUAGAAAUUGAACAGCAUCUUGAAAAAGCACGAAUGGAGCUUAUCGGAUUGAAGGCUGAUAAUCACAACAGGCGGUUGAAUUUUUUCAUGAACAGUGGAAGGGAUUAUGAACAUGAAGCUUUUCUUUAUCUUUGGCUUUCAAGAUUUGUGUUUCCAGGUGAGCAGGCUUUUAUCUUGUUAAGGGAGGCCAUGACAAUCGCUACGUCAAGUAGUAAUGAAGACGACAGGAACAGAUUUCAAAUUCUAGGAUUUAGUCUUUUGUCGCUAUUGUUCUUUAUUCAAGUUUGGGCUUGGGAAAGGUUGGUAGCUUUGCGUCCAAAGCAGGCUGGAAAUUACAAUAUGGUUGGUGAGGUGAGAAUAGGACGAAGGCACGAUGUGAAAAGAUCAGGUGUUAUUAAUGUGAGGGCUGCGAUCGACUCGUCUGCAGAGACGUUUCAGUGGAGGCCAUAUGCCUUGGCUGUGGAAAGUUGGUCAGCGCCAAAAUUUUACAAGGAAACAGAAGAGUGGAUGAUAGUUGAAGGGAAAAAUUCUGACCAAGAAUUGGAGUCCUACAUUCGAUGCUUGCGGGUGUCGGAGCUUGUAGGUAUUGAUUGUCAAGAGCCCUAUCGACCAAAUCAUGUAGCAAUGCAGUUUGGAUUUGAUCAGGACUUCCCAAAAUGGAUUCCUCGCUCGCCUUCAAUUCCUCAACUUUCAUGGAACAACUAUAGCAGACCCUCUGAUUCUGAUUUGAGGUUAUGCUAUCCAUCUAGGUUGUUUGAGCCGCAUGUGUCUACCAAGUAUUUGAAAUGGUGGAGAAAAGAAGUAUUACCGCUAGUUGAUGCAUUCGAAGGCUUGUCGAAGGAACAAAGGA